UGUCAUAAUUGACAUUUUUCUGAGAGACUAGUUGGACGAGAAUCGGGACAAUCUUGAAAAUGGCUUCUUUCCUGCAAUAUAGCGCUCGAAGGUUUUUGCAAACUUCUGCAAGAAGGGCCGCCCAUAUUGAGGGCCCCUCUGCUGUUUCUGGUGGAGAGGAAGGUGGUUAUAAAGUUUGGAGAAAUUUGACAUUCUUUGUUGCAUUCCCUUCAAUCGCAUUAUGCAUGGCCCAUUGUUACAUGGCUCAUAACAAGAAAGAACAUGAGAGACCUCCAUUCGUCAAGUAUGACUACAUGUAUAUAAGAACUAAACGUUUUCCAUGGGGGGAUGGUAAUAAGUCCUUGUUCCAUAACCCACACGUAAAUGCUUUGCCUGAUGGUUACGAAGAAAUUGAGGAACAUUAGAUUAUUUUUCUGCCUAAGUUAUGUAUAGUCAAAUAAAGUUUAGUUCUAAAAAAGAA
Coccinella septempunctata (seven-spotted ladybird) is the source of this 460-nucleotide messenger RNA. RefSeq names its product cytochrome c oxidase subunit 6A1, mitochondrial (gene levy). Gene Ontology annotation, cellular component: mitochondrial inner membrane. Lineage: Eukaryota; Metazoa; Arthropoda; Insecta; Coleoptera; Coccinellidae. The record is from RefSeq and is a predicted model, not a curated record. Bases 60 to 404 code for a protein of 114 amino acids. Gene Ontology annotation, molecular function: enzyme regulator activity. The transcript has 2 exons. Gene Ontology annotation, biological process: mitochondrial electron transport, cytochrome c to oxygen.